UCACCGGAAGGCUGUUCCUUCUCAAGACGCGGGGCAGGAACUGCAGUGCAGCACCGGGCGGGACGGCGUCUUGCUCACUCCUACCGUUUUACCCCGCGGUUCCGCUGCGGAAUUGAUUAGCCAAAUGUUGGCAUAAGAAACCCGGUGGUGCAGAGCAGGCGAACCUCCAUUCUGCCCACGCGCCUGGUGGGAGAAAUAGAGGUGGCAAGGCCCGCUUCAGUGUCCCUGCAGAUCAGAGGGGAGGGGCCACGCUUUGUCCCCAUCAGCAGAAGGAUGAGGCUUGAUGCCUUCACAGCUCGGAGGAAGAGGGACCCUGGCAGGCAGAGUCUCGCUAUGUCCUUGUGGCUGGCCAUUGUGUCCCCCAGGCUGGCCUCAAACUUGAAGUGAUUCUCCUGCCUCAGCCUCCUGAGUGCUGCGAUCACAGGCCUGUGCCACCACACACAGUUCACACACAGGGAUCUGAUGGGAAGCAGUGCCCCUCUUACCCUUGACAGAGACCCCAGGGCAGGAGCGAGGAAGCAGCCGUACGCCGGAUUUGUCUUAAAUGGAGUCAAAACCCUGGAGACCCGGUGGCGUCCCUUGCUAAGCACCCACAAGCACCAGACCAUCGCCAUCCACAUCGCUCACAGGGACUGGGAAGAUGACAGCUGGUGGCAGCUGCUGGUGGAGAGGCUGGGGAUGAGCCCUGCGCAGGUUGAGGCCUUGCUCCAGGAAGGGGAGCAGUUUGGACGCGGUGUGAUCGCAGGGCUCAUUGACAUCGGGGAGACUUGGCUGUGCCCAGAUGACUUAGCCCCUGAGGAGGUUGAGGGGCUGGAAAAUCAAGCUGUCCUGACCAACCUGACGCAGAAGUACCUGACUGUGAUUUCCAACCCCAGGUGGUUACUGCAGCCCUUCCCGAGGAGAGGGGGGAAGGAUGUAUUCCAGGUGGACAUCCCGGAGCACCUGAUCCCUCUGGGGCCGGAGCUGUGACUCUUGGGGGCUGCAGGCAGGAGCAUCACUGAGAGGCCAACUGAAGCAGACCAAGCUUCCUUCAUGAUGGUGCAGACCUGGGAAAUCAUCAUGAAUCGCCCCUGCCCUGGGUGGUGCUGCCCGCUCAGGACUGUUCUUGGGCACAGACUUCUUUCCCCAGGUGAAGAGAGUCUCGGCCAGGACCUGCCUUCAGGGUGUCUCUUGGGCUCAAGGACAGAGUGUCAAGUACCUGACUUUCACACGCAGGAGGGUCUUCUCGUUUCCACUGACUUUGGUGUGCUGCUUUGCAGACUGUACAAAUAAAUGUGUCCGUGAUCAUC
Cavia porcellus (domestic guinea pig) is the source of this 1289-nucleotide messenger RNA. It is a transcript of the gene Eola2, whose product is annotated as endothelium and lymphocyte associated ASCH domain 2. The record is from RefSeq and is a predicted model, not a curated record. The transcript is spliced from 4 exons. Bases 463 to 969 code for a protein of 168 amino acids. NCBI's taxonomy places the organism in Eukaryota, Metazoa, Chordata, Mammalia, Rodentia, Caviidae.